GUGUGUGGAAGUGGGAUAGGAAACGGCAGAGGAGAAGGAUCGGCGAGAACGAAGAUCGGCUCGGGUAUAUACCGGUACACUAUUCUCGUAAGAGAACAAAACCACGCGGUAUCGUGACCAAGAUACACGACUUUGUUGUCCAAGUUAUUACUAUACCGAGCUUCGAUAUCGGAAAAACAUCAGGUUUAUAAAAAAACAACAAUCGGAGGGUUUUUGAAAGAGCGUUUACGGGUGUAACCUCCGUUUCGCUGGACACGAACGCAAAUAAAAGAAAAAAGGACGUUUAUUAUCCUCUAUUUUGUUUUGUGUGCCAGUGUGUGCGGUGGUACUUGCGCGCGGGCGCGUCUUGUCACGAUCGAUACGAAACGCGUGCUUUCCCCGCGAAACACACGCUCCUGAGGAUAUACAACAAAGUUGAGAUCCUACCGAGUUGUGCCUGAAAAAGCAAACUUGAAUCUUGACCAAUGAGCCAAGAAACGCUUCAAAAGCGUUCGUGAAAUUGCGUAAUCGAAUAAUUGAAAUAAAAUAAUUGUACGUGCAAAAAAAAAAGUUGCGCCGAGUGAAGAGGAAAAAUUGCAUCUUGAACGUCUCUCGGCGUCUUGAGAAAAAACCACGUGGAUAAAAGUGUCGACACUCGAGGGGGUUCGUGGUUCGAUGAGACACUCGUGAGUAAGAGAUUUCUUGGUAUUUAUACGGAGACGAGAAAGAUCAUUCGACGUCGAAGGAUAAAACCGGUGACGGAGUACCUUGAAGAAUGCUAAUAAAAUCGUGUUCUUCAAUUGUAAUACGGCGUGCCCCUUCGUACGAAUUAGGCAAAAGUGCAACGAUUGACAGUUAUACGAACAAUAAAUUCGGCGAGGAACGUCGUCGUUUCGAGUGCAGUCGUAAGCGAGUGAAGCGGGAACGCGGCAAUCUGCCGUCGCGGCGCUGCGUUCGCGCGGCGAGGCACUGAACAUAUAUAUUCUCAUGUAUAUAUAUCCUGUCUUCGCGUACGCGUACACAAGCGAGUAGGAUCGCACAGUAGAUCUCCUAAAAGCGUGCGUCCAUGGGAGCGAGUAGAUUGACAAUAACCGCGUUGUUGAAAUAAUCAAGUGAAAAGUUAUAUUUUUCAACGUAACAACGAAUUACGGAGACUCGAAUAUCGUCAGAGACAAUGGAUUCUUUAACCUCACCGAGAAAUGCACUAAUUUUGCCGAGUUAGAAAAACGUUUGUGGAAAAACGCGUGGUUCACGUGUGUGUCGUGUAUUUCGUUUAAACGUGUGUGAGUGUGCGCAGUAAGGGGUGACAGAGAGCACUAGUAGUAUACAUCGGCAUACAUCGUGUCGCAUGCGUGCGCGUGUUCGGUGCGAGAAAGCGCAGCAGUAGCGGCACCAACCGCCACCAGAAGAGUCUUGCGAAUAAAAAAAUAAAAAGCAAAAAAGAAAAUUAAAAGCAGCAUCGGAGCGCCGCAGCAUCGUGGUUGCGUGAUCGCCGCGACGCAUCGCGCGAUUAUAACCCGCUUCUCCUCGUCGUUUCUCCCGCGAAUUUUCGUCCCUUUUCUUUCCCUCCUUUUUUCCCGUCCAUUCGAGAAUCUCCAGCCUCGAAACGGGACCGAGAGCGCCUAUUGAAAAAGAACCUUCCUGCGAUAUCUUUCAGCGAAAUUUUUCGUCGCCACCGGAAGUACGAAGAGAGAUCAAAAUCUCGCGUUUGUUUAGUGCCCUCACGAAAUUUUUUUGGAUAUCGACGAGAACAGAGUUCUCUAUUUUAUUUUCAAGUGUCAUUUUUCGUAUAUAAUACAUCAUUAUGGACGAACAAGGGAGUGUAAACGUACUGGAAUUUCGGAUUCCCGUCCUCGUGGUGAUAACGUCCCUCGUUGGGGCAGUCGCUUUCUUACUCAGCUAUAUUGCCGGUCUUUUUCCGGGACGAAGUAGAGAUGUCGACUCUAACGAGGUUACGAAGAGCGGUGCGUUGGGUCGUAACGGGGAAGGUGACCGGAAUUCAGCGAACGUCGAUUCCUCAUCAAUCACAAAAUCCGGUACAACAACGAGUCUCAGUGCGAAUGGUAAUACAACGAGUGGAAAACGUGCUAAAAAUAAAAAACGUCGCGAGGCACAACAGGAGUUCGCGCACCCGUGGAUGGUAGGUGCUCUUAAGGGUCAUACCGGGCCUAUCCUCGACAUAAGUUUCUCCAGCAACGGCAAGUUCCUCGCAAGCUGUGCCGAAGAUUGCGACCUGGUGCCGGAAGAGGAACCAGAAUUCGGGGACGCCAGUAGCAGCAGCGGCGAGGGGGAUUACGUUCUCGAGGAAAAGUCACGUCGCCAAGGAAAUACCGUGGGUUCCGGAAGUUCAAGUCGUACGACGGGGAGCGUUGUUGUGACGAAUAGCAACGGCCGCAACAGCAGCCAGAGCAGCAGGAACAGCAACGAGCCACUCAUCUCGACCUCGAGUCCGUCUGUCAAGCAGCUCCAAAAGGUACGAUCCUCGUUAUCGUCCUCGUCGUCGUCGUCGUCGUCGCUGUCGCAAGUACCGAGCGAGGGUGUCACAGCCGUCACCGCUGACCGGACAAGCCUGAGUCGUCGUCAGAGGAAAAAUCGUACGCGAGCCCCACGAGAACAGCAACAACGUGCUCGUGAUCGCGACGAGGACGCUGACGAGUUGGUCACCGCUUCGAAACCGCGUCACCGACACCAUCAUCGCAUACAUCAUCAGCCUGAUGUUAAAUUGCGUCAUUGUCGCGACGAGAGCCCAGUCAGAACGGACAACUCCUCCAAGUGCAAUUCGAGCAAAGCGCGUCGUUCCAAAUCGCCGAGAAGCCCUAGAAAAUCUAGCGAAAAUCCAGAAGCGACGAUGAACAUCAAUAGACACCCUCUCAAGUCCUCGUUCAAUCCAUCGAACGUACAAAUUCCACGUACAAGGUAUCAACAUUCAAACGUAAACAUGAUUGUGAGAACAAUCCCGAGGAAUUACUUCGUGUACGUUAACAACGGUAUCGCCUGCAACGAUCUCUUAUCAACGAGAAAUCGGUUCGAUCGAUUGAGCGAAUCAGCUUUCGUUUGUCUCAUGAAGCGAUACGUACUUCCCAAGUCGCUGUGCAUUACGUACGGCUAUCCAAUUCAAUUCGAAAAUUUGCUCGAUUGCGUCUUCAUCAAACAUUAUCAACCUUCGACGAUCGAAGCGAACGUACGUUGGUACCGUCACUUGGACGUCAAUGCCCGGGAAUUCGUGCCGAGCAACAAAAACAGUGGUAAAUGCAGCGCGACAAAUGACCCCGAGAGGGUUUGGACCGCAGCGCCGGCGGAGUCCGAGAUUGACAGUGGCACCGGAAGCGGUAGCUCGGUCGAAAAUUCUGAUCAAGAACCCGAGUGUUCUUCCGACACUGAUAAGAACUCGGACGUCGGUGAAUCCUUCCCGCUAUCUUCGUCGUCGUCCUCCUCCUCUUCCUUGUCAUCGGGUUAUUCCGAAGAUUUGCGGCGAGAUUCAACGGCGGAAAUAAGCGAAGCACCCUUUCCUCCAGCCGUCAUGGAACACGAGUGCACGAGGUGCGGAAAAUAUUACAGCGAAAGCUGCGAAACACGAGAGUACACGAUGGAGGAAAAGUGCGUUUAUCAUUGGGGCAAAUUGCUGAAUUCGCAAGUACCCGGGGUGAAACCGAGGACGUGGGAAUGCUGCCAGAACACGGAAAACGUCGGUGGCUGUACGACCGCCUCGAAGCACGUUUGGUCGGGAUUGUUGCCCGGUUACAACGGCCCUUUCUACGAUUACGUUAGAACAAGACCGUCUCAGGUUUUCGCCGCGGACGGUAAUUACGGGGUUUAUGCAAUUGAUUGCGAGAUGUGUUUCACCAGAUUGGGCCUCGAAUUAACCAAAGUUACCGUCGUCAGUCUGACCGGAGCAGUGGUUUACGACACCCUCGUUAAACCUCGCGACAAAAUAAUCGAUUAUAAUACUCGAUUCAGCGGCAUCACCGCCGAAAUUAUGGCACAAGCGACCAAAACGCUCCCCGAUGUGCAGCGAGACAUAUUGAGCUUCAUACACGCCGAGACUGUCCUCGUUGGCCACGGUCUUGGCAAUGACCUCCGUGCACUCAAAAUUGUUCAUGGUAAUGUCAUCGAUACCACAGUCAUCUACCCCCACGUGAGGGGCUUUCCCAUACGGAGGAGCCUCAAAGCCAUCGCUAGGAGCGUACUUGGCCGAGAGAUACAAGUGUCCAAGCACGAUUCGGUUGAGGACGCGAGAACGGCAAUGGAAAUAACGAUCGCCAAACUGUGGUCGGACAUCUUCUAGGAAGCUUCGAACAACCUUGCGGACGUUAAGGCUAAUUUUAUUCUUCUCCGCUUCGACGAAUGACUCGAAAACACUCUCAAAUAUUUGAUUAUCAUUGGACAAUGACUCUUGUGCUCAAAUGCUCAAAAAUUUAGCAACGAUGAAAGAGAUUGAGAAUGUAGAAAAAUAGAAAAAGAUUAUUGAUGGAAUAUUGUCCUCGCCACUCGCGCUCCCGCCAGUGUUCGUCAGUUCCAAGUGAAAUCUGUGAUACGUUUUACAUAUAUACAAUCACCAUUGCCGCGUACGCGCGGCCUUUGUCACGAGCUCAAACUUCACCGGCGAGAUCGACGUAAAAAUCGAGAAAAUCAGCGAAAAAAUUAGACAAUCUGUUCGCCCGAGGAUAAAACGAACAGUUUCCGUCCUUCUUUUUAUCGCUGCUCGGUAAAGCGUUCAUUUUUCAUGCUUCUAAAUCUCGCGCGUACUCGAAACUUCAUCGACAGAAUUCAUCAUCGUAUCAUCCAUCCUUCAUAUUUUACUCAAUUGUUAAGAUAAACGAUUACAGAAACCAAAUGAAAGAGGAGACACAAUAAAUAACUCUUUUAGCUCGUAACUUCAUGGAUUUGUACAUAAACAUUUUUUCGGAGAAAAGGGACUUAUUUCGUUUCCCUGGUCGUCGCGCGGACAUCCCACCGCCGGGGAAAGUGCGAACGUGUCAUUGAUUACCGUACGCUCGUUCUAGUAGUAGUUUAAGCGCUGUGCACGCCGAGGAGAGACCAAUAAAUAUCAAUUCAUCAAUGAAAAUCAUUCGAAAUAUACAAUAAUCCAACUCGAAAGAGGACUCUAAAUGAAUUUUCUUCUCCGGUUAUCUCUAAACAUCAAUGUAUAUAAACCGCAUUUGUACAUACACAAUUUUCAUUCGAUGCACUUUCAUUAUCGUUCUCUCUCUCCUGUGGACAUAUGGCAUUGUAUUUAUCCAAGUGUAUCGGUAGACAGCGUAUGCGAACGACAUCAGAAUCAAUCCAAUAUCAUCAAAUUGGCUCGAAUUUAUGCCACGUAAUAAUGGUCAAUAACGAGAGAUCCGUAUACAUAUGAAAAUAUUGGUAUGAAAAUUCAAUUUCUAAUAAUUUUACCAAAUACAAAAAUCAAAUGUCAGUUGCACUGUUUUCAUUUUGUUGAGAAAAUCAUUGUGUAAACAAAGACUUAACGGUUUUCAUAUACUUUUUAAUGAAGCAUGUAAAAUUACGUAUCGAUUGUUUGUUUUAUUAAGCCAAAGUUGUAAAACUUAAUUCUUUUCACGAUUUUAUAAAAUCUUUACCGUCCGUUUUUAUUCGAUUAUUGGAAAAAAUCGUCGCAGCGCCGUUACCGUUGAUACACGAUCGAAAAAACUCGCUUUUACAUUAAGAAAAUAUAAAUUUGACGUAAUUAUUGCUGUACAAAGUUAGAUUUUGUUUUGGACGUUUUCAUGCUUUUCAUUUGUUUUUUCGAUUACUCCUCUCUUGACGCACUCCAGGGUAUUCGUUAUUACAAAAGAAAAAUAAAAACUUACCGUUUCUCGUCAUCCCGAGAGGAGGAGAAAAGCUUGAAAGACCAAUUUCAAAGAAGGAAAGAGGAAAUAAAGGAAAAGCGUGAAUAAUAAUAAUAAUAAUUGUAAUAAAAAUAAGGAUAAAAAUACGGCUGUGCGCUUUCUCGACGAAUCUCAUGUCGCGCCGGAGCACGGCGCGCAGUCUCACUUUUACACAUAUCGAAUGUUUGUAUGAAUCUUGGCGAGCGUGAUUGAAUGCGUGUGGCUCUUCAAAUACGUAUAAAUAGUACAUAUUCAUUGUACAUAUGUACAUACAUCAUGUUUGUCGAACGCCCUGAGUUCGAAUCUAAUUAAUGUCACGACGCUGAAGUUUGCAACCUCGCAAUCCAACGAAAUUAACGAAAAUAAUAUUUGUAAUUACCCAUUUUUUAUUUCACGAAUCAUUAGUCCCGACUGAAAACCUACGAAUUGCAAAUUAAGCACGUUAGAAAAUUGGAGAAUUACUGGAAUUAUUGGAGACUUUUUUCACAUAAUUUUGUUGGACUGCGACGUUGCAGACUUCAGUGUCAUAUGAAUGUCGAGGGAUGACUCGCCCCGAAUCGGCCGAUGCCCUCUUUUUUGUCGAGAGUCGUUCGAAAUCGAACUCGGAGAACGAUUAUUUCCGAUUACAUUUAUUUUUCAUCCAUUUUUUUUACAUUCUUACAUGUUUUUCUUUAACGAAAAAACGACGAAAAUAGAGAAAGGUACAAAGAAAGUCGCCGUUACUCCCUCUGCGAAUGGAGAAACGGAAUGAUAUCUGUAUAUGUGUGUGAAAUAAAAAUUCAUAUUAUACGUA
This is a messenger RNA of Venturia canescens, 6600 nucleotides long. It is a transcript of the gene prage, whose product is annotated as A-agglutinin anchorage subunit-like. The record is from RefSeq and is a predicted model, not a curated record. Gene Ontology annotation, molecular function: nucleic acid binding; protein binding; exonuclease activity. The transcript has 3 exons. NCBI's taxonomy places the organism in Eukaryota, Metazoa, Arthropoda, Insecta, Hymenoptera, Ichneumonidae. Bases 1784 to 4264 code for a protein of 826 amino acids. Gene Ontology annotation, cellular component: nucleus.